GCACAAAGCUGUGUUUGUUUAGAGGGUGAGGUGUCUCCAAGCAGCAAAGAAUCCAUCUGAAACAGUAUGACUGUUAUUACAGCUACAGUUUGGCAAUUGUAUUCAACUGCUUUUGAACCCAGAGGAAAUAAUACAAGCAGAGGCCCUGAACGCCAUGCAAUGAAUGUAAGGAUAUUCAAGCUCUAUAUUCAACAAAGAGUCUAAUUCAUGGCAUCAAGCAAAACAGAAGGAACAUGGACAGCUCUGCAGGAAAGUUUAACCCGCGUGAGGGAGCAAUAUGGGCUUUUACCACGUGCGGAGUGGGAUAAUCUGAUUGCUAUGACCUCCUACGAAAAUUCAGAAAGACUGAGAAAUAAAAAUAGGUUCAAGCCUUUCCUGCCAAGUAUUCAGUUUAAAGAAGGAAGCAAUUCAUAUUUUGAAAACCUGGUUCAUAAAAACCAGACCAGGAGAGAAAAAAAUAAAGAAGACAAAUCAGUUUUCCGUGAAAAUGUACCUGUAAUGAAAAGGGGACAGCAUGACAAAACAAAUCCCAAAUUGGAACAAGACGCAGUUAGAUUCUUCUUAACAAGUCAACACUUUGCCUGGAAUUUUAUUGAUUCAUUUACGACUGAAGUUUUGCUGGAAGGCAUUCUCCUCGAUGUGGUGAUCGAAGCCCUAACUCAGAAGUCUACAGUGGCUCAUCUGAAACCAUGGAAAUCUGCUAAAGAACUAACAAGACAAAAAAGUUCAAAAGAAACAUUUCCAGUGUCACUCAUGGAUGAAGUGCUGGUUGAAAUCUUGAGAGACCUGUCUGUUGAUGUAAUCAGAAGUGUAAUACAAGAGUUUGUGGAUGAUCACCUCUUGAAAGCUGCCCUUUAUAAUUUCAUGGAUGAAUUAAUUACAGAAGUGACCCACAAAGAAUUAUCAUCCGUGAGAAAGGAAGUUGUGGAAGACUUUGAAAUAGAAUUUUUCCUUGAAAGUAUUAUUCACCCAGUUAUUGAUGAAGAAGUAAAUGUCACAGUAACUGCUGUCCUUAGUGAAUAUAAUGAGCAGAUUUCUGAACUUCAGCAGAAUCAGAUUACGGUCAGUGCAAAUAAAUAUCUAACAGAUAUAUUUAUUUUGCAUCAUUUAAUUGGAAUGAUUGGAACCAAUAAACCAGUGCUUUUUGAAAAGGAUUCGUCUUCAAUUCUGAUGGACAGUUUCAUGCUGGAUGUUCUUUUAAGACAGCAUGUCAGAAUUCAUCAGGAACAGCAAGCAACCUUUCAGAAUUAUCCCAUGAGACACUUCCAUCAAAAAGCCUUUAGCAGAGUGGCACUGGAGGUGCUGUUGUCGGAGCUAUCUAUGGAGAUGGAUGAAGAUAUGGAAGAUAUUCUAGAAUAUGAGAAGUAUAUAGAACUGGGAACUAGUGAGAAUAUUUGAACAAGAUCACUCCAUUUAUGACAUUCUCCAACCGUUUACUUCCCAUUUGCAAUAUUUCUUGAAUAUCUGAGAUAAAACCUGCCAAAAUGUUGCUUUGGGGCAGAAGUUGGUGUUUAUGGGCUCCCAUCAUCAUGAGCCCAUAAUCAUGUGUCAUUUUAUUUUGCCAUGUGUUGGUUGUUAAUAAGAGCCUUAUAUCACAGUGCUUUCCAAAGAAGGCUGCAGCUCACUCCAAUUUGCUCCAUUUAGCACAAGUAUGGCGUUCAUCUUGGAGGUUCCCUGCUGAUGAAACAUGAAUGCACAACUGGAAAAAGUUAAGCAGAGAUUCAUCACAUGGUGUCAGCUUUCAACUGGAUAGUUUCGAUGAAUGGUUCAAGGAAAGCCAAAGUUUUGACCACAUACUUAUUCUAUUCAUAGACACAUUUUAUCUGCAAUGUAUAAGAACAAAUAAAGGAUUGGAAUAUAGCCACAGUUAUGUCUGCAUAGCAGUGCACAUUAUAUUCUGUAUGUGGGAAGGCACAGGAGCACAUCUAGUAAUGGCUUUUUGGUCCAAGCCACCAGUUGUAGUCCAAAAAAAAUAUUGCUGAUAAAGUUAUCCUGGGAUAGUUCCAACAAAUUAGAAAAAUAGAAAAUAAAUAAUGUAUAAAUAUCUGAUAUUUACUAGCUUUCCGGCACUCUCCUGGCCCCACAGUGUGGGAACUGAUAAAAUAGAAGAUUAUAAUGAAAAAUAGAUGAACUUUCAACUCCAUCUCAUACUGGGCUACUCCAACCAUUCCACAAACAAUUUAGGCUGAACCCUAAGGGCUGGAUAUUCAAGCUAAAUACAUGUUGGGACUGUAUAUAUAACUUACAUUAAUGGUCAGACCUUUUGUGCCCAUUUUAGCAUUAGAGGAAGAAGCCAGGCCACAUAAGUUUCUCCUUAUAGAGUUGCACAGAGACAAGCCUAUCACCUGCUAAUCCUGCUCUACCACUGACAAGAACCCUAGCUCUGCUGUAUAUUUGCACAAUGUCUGGAACACAGAUGGGAGGGGAGGUUUAGGGACAAAAUAACCACUGGAAAAACAAAGAAAAUUUAAAAAAAAACCAAGGGAGUCAAUGCACUACUUUUAUUGUGAUUAAAUGCAGUUUCAUAUAUUUUUAUAAAUAAAUAAGUAAAGGAUCUCCACUGUUUUAGUAAUGUGACUUACUAUAAAUAGUCACUAUUCAUAUGUACAAGUAUUGAACAUAUUGUCCAGAAUUCUCGGGGGCCUAGGGUUUUCCAGAUAAUGGAUCUUUCAAUAAUUUAGAUCUUCAUACCUUAAGUCUGCUAAAAAUCAUUUAUACAUUAAACCAAUCAGGCUUCACCUCCAAUAUUUAUUACCUGUAUCUUAGUUGGGAUGGCA
Molecule: messenger RNA, 2777 nt
Organism: Xenopus laevis (African clawed frog)
Lineage: Eukaryota; Metazoa; Chordata; Amphibia; Anura; Pipidae
Exons: 12
Coding region: 208-1398 (396 amino acids)
Source: RefSeq, a predicted model, not a curated record